AUGGAUUCAGCUACGAAUGUGAAUGGUGCGACGAGGAUUAGAGAUUUCAUAGCAAAUGAAGUUUCUGAUUGGGACGACGAAGUGAUUGCCUUUGCUCGAUUCAAAGCCUUUUCCGGUCAAAGAUGCGAUUGGGAACCCACCUUCCUCUUCUGGAAACACUUGAUCAUCAAAAUCGCCACCCAUUUUCGCCUCCUCCUCAUUCGACCCUCCCAGGUCAAGAAUGAUUGGUUUAAUCGACGAGGGUUAACCCCUUUGUGUCUUGACAAUGUACUGUCUCUAAUGUAUAAUGAAGGUGACAUCACAAGAACUGUGGAUCUUGCGGAUCCAACGAGCGGGCGAUUCUCCCAACUAGUCUGGAGAGUGAGUAGCUUGAUAACAAGAUCACCAACUCCAGAUAUUAUGGCUGAACAAUGUGUUAUCGUAACUGCUAUGCUUAAGGAUAAGGCUGCUGAAGUUGUCAGACAUCUAUCUGAAAGUCACUGGAAUUCAUCUUGUAUCGUCACAAUGAAGAAAUUUCACGACAUAUGUGAAAGGAUUGGUAUUAAGGAGUGUUAUUAG
Glycine soja is the source of this 558-nucleotide messenger RNA. RefSeq names its product charged multivesicular body protein 7-like. The record is from RefSeq and is a predicted model, not a curated record. NCBI's taxonomy places the organism in Eukaryota, Viridiplantae, Streptophyta, Magnoliopsida, Fabales, Fabaceae. Bases 1 to 558 code for a protein of 185 amino acids. The transcript has 5 exons.